GACCUGUCUAUGCUUUUGACGCGGACGCGCGCACGUGCGCGUGCACGUGCACAGAGGGCGGAAAUGCAGCGGAUGUCGGUGAUUUUGAAGCGGAGCUGCAGGAUCUCAGCUCUGCUGGGCUCGUGAUGGGGAAGCAUUUCUUCAGUGAGACGGACAUCAAGAGUGUGUGGGAGCAGGUGUCCACGGCCUUCUGGCAGAGAUACCCCAACCCAUACAGCACUCAUGUUCUGACGGAAGACGUGGUUUUUCGCGAGGUGACGUCAGAUAACCUGCUCCUGUCCCGCCGGCUCUUCACGAAGACCAAUCGCAUGCCUCGCUGGGCGGAGCGCGUCUUCCCGGGAAACCUGUCGCGUUCGGUUUACAUCAUCGAGGACUCCGUCGUCGACCCCGCAAACAGAAGCCUCACCACGAUGACCUGGAACAUAAAUCAUGCCACGUUUAUGCGUGUCGUGGAGCGCUGUGUGUUUCUCGGCGAGCGGGACCGGCCUGUCUGGACUCGGAUCACCAGGGAAGCCUGGAUCUCAUCAGGAGUCUUCGGCCUCUCCAGACCCAUACAGGAGUUUGGUUUGGCCCGGUUCAGGAGUAACCAGGCGAAAGCUAUGAAGGGUUUGGAGCACGCGCUGUCAAAUCUACAGAAAGCUUCGACCGCAGGUCACGGAGAUCCUGCAGAGAAACACAAAACCCUGAACUCUGCCUCCAAAACCCAGAAACCCCAGCAAUACAUAUGAUCCACAUGAACAGCGAUGAGGCCUGCCGGCUCACACACAGAUUGAUGGAUGCCCAAUCUUAACACACUUUUUCCACAAUUCAAAUUUGGAAGGAAAGUGCACUAGCAUAUUUUGGAUUGCUUCAAUACAUCAUUUUUUGACGAUUGUAUUGUAAUUAUUGACGAUUUGUACGGUCGUCAUCAAUGCGUCACUUGUUGGAAAAGAACCUUCUCUUUUUCUUUACGUGGCCCUCAUCAGUUUUUAUGUAAUUAUCUGGAUGAUUAUUUAUUUAUACACUUUUUAUUCAUAAGUAUGCAGUUUCAUAACCACAUCUCUGACGUUUA
This is a messenger RNA of Pimephales promelas (fathead minnow), 1051 nucleotides long. RefSeq names its product PRELI domain containing 1b (gene prelid1b). The record is from RefSeq and is a predicted model, not a curated record. Lineage: Eukaryota; Metazoa; Chordata; Actinopteri; Cypriniformes; Leuciscidae. Gene Ontology annotation, cellular component: mitochondrial intermembrane space.